Spea bombifrons (plains spadefoot toad) is the source of this 1890-nucleotide messenger RNA. RefSeq names its product keratin, type I cytoskeletal 19-like. Lineage: Eukaryota; Metazoa; Chordata; Amphibia; Anura; Pelobatidae. The transcript has 8 exons. The coding region runs from base 48 to 1379 and encodes 443 amino acids. The record is from RefSeq and is a predicted model, not a curated record. Gene Ontology annotation, molecular function: structural molecule activity.
UGCAAUAUUAGCUCAACUGUUCUUCAAGAAUCCAUUACUUGGUAACCAUGAGCCAUCAAUCCACCGGCGGAUUCUCCAAGCAAAGCUGCCAUGUCCCCAGACAUGUCUCUUCGGUCCAUCUUGGAAACUUCCAUAAGAAACACCAUGGAGACUCCCACCUCUCCCUUCAUGGAGGAUGCCAUCUUUCACAGCAUGGAGGUCACUACAGAGCUCCAAGCGUACACGGAGGAUCAGGAGGUAAAUGCAUCUCAGUCUCCAAGCAUUCCUCAUUGAGCCACGGUAGCCAUAAUCAUGGUGCCCACUCUAAUAAUCAUUUUGGGAGCCACGCUGGCUGGAACAAUGAUGGCCUGUUGAAGGUGAACGAGAAGGAAGCAAUGCAGGUUCUGAAUGAUCGACUUGCAUCAUAUCUUGAGAAGGUCCGCUCACUGGAGAAUGAGAAUAACCAACUGGAGAGGAAUAUCCGAGAGUGGUAUGAAAAACAUCAACCCACUGCUUUACCUGACUUCAGUAACUACUUCAGGACCAUUCAAGAGCUCCAGGGACAGAUCUCUGCAGCCACUGUGGAAAAUGCCAGGAUUGUUUUGCAGAUAGACAAUGCCCGGUUGGCUGCUGAUGACUUCAGAAAUAAAUAUGAGAUGGAGCUCAGGCUGAGGAACAGCGUGGAGGCAGAUGUCAAUGGUCUACGCAGAGUUCUAGAAGGACUGACUGCAGAGAUACGUGACCUUGAGGCGCAGGUCCGCGACCUUCAGGAAGAGCUUCAGCAAAUGAAGAGGAACCACGAGGAGGAAGUGAAUGCUCUGAGAGCUCAGCUGGGACAGAGAGUCAACGUGGAGGUGAAUGCUGCUCCGUCCAUAGAUAUGAACAAAGCCUUGUCCGAGAUCCGACAACAAUAUGAAAACCUGAUGGACAGGAACCUGAGGGAGGUCGAGAGCAUGUUCCUGCAGAGAACUGAAGAGCUGAACCGUGAAGUAGCAUCUGGUUCUGCACAGCUACAGUCCGUUCAGACUGAAGUCAUUGACCUGAGACGCACUGUCCAGACCCUGGAGAUCGAACUACAGACCCAGCUAAGCAUGAAAUCCGCUCUGGAGGGCACCUUGGCAGAGACCGAAGCCACCUACAAUUCCCAGCUCUCCCAGUUACAAGAUAUGAUCCAUGCCGUGGAAUCCCAGCUGGCACAGAUCCGAUGUGACCUGGAGCAGCAGAACCAAGAGUACAAGAUCCUCAUGGACCAGAAGACCCGUCUGGAGAUGGAGAUUGCCACCUACAAACGCCUACUGGAAGGACAUGACAUCCAUGUCUCCGGUCACACUGCCGUAGAUGGAAAACAUGGAUCUCAUCACAGCUAUCAGAGCACCCAGCAUGACCAUCACAAGUGUUAAACAUUUGGGAGAGAAGAUGAGAGGUGAAACCAGCAAGAAAAGCUGCGUGGAAUGCAAAGUUUCGACUCUCAAGACCAAGCUGCUUUGUUUAGUUUAAUAUAGUUUGCUAAAUCUCAUAGAACGUUCUUUUAUAGAACAAGCAAAGUUCUGGAUGACGCCUCGCUUAGCGCAAUUCAAUCUUGAUGUCUUGAUAAGCGUGAUACAAUUCAGGGCUCAUCUUUCCCAAAGAUGUUCUUCUUAAAUAUGGAAUUUAAAUUAAUUAAAUAUAUUGAUUUUCUGUUGCUAAACAUUCGAACGAUUACAGAGAGAUCAUGGUUUAUCUCUUCGUAGAUGUAGACGUUACCUUUUUGCACACUUGACCAAAAUGAAAAAUAAUAAUAUGAUGAUCCACAGAAUAUUUUUAAUUACUUCAAUUCAUUGUAACGUGCUUUUUAGGAUAACCAAGACGAUAUUUGCCUGUACUGCCUAUUUUCUGCAAAUUUUCUCAAAUAAAGCAACUCGCAGAAUGCAA